AUGAGUCAAUAUCAUCAGCAGGAAAUACUGGAUGAUCACAUGAGGGACUCAAAUUGGAAAAAAUUGGUUGGGAUCGUCAAGACUCUCUUGAAAAAGUAUAAACGUGCUGUCAAGGGAGUCAAUGACACAAAGCUCCCUUUUGAUGAGCUGACAUGUUCUUUGGACCCCCAAAAAAUUGCUUUAUGGGAAAAGGAUGAGAAGAUUACAAUGGAGCUUCGAGGAGAACAUCUUGACAUUUAUCAGUUGAAAAUUGACAAAGAAAUAGGAAGGCCAGGAUCGGUUUCUUGGAUUAUUCAGGGUAUUAAUCCAGAAGACUCUCAGGAUGGAUUACGAUCAAAUAUUCGACGUUUCCCAUGCAAUGCCACAGCUACUCAGAAGGCUGGUCUUCAAGAGAAACGACUAAAACUAGCUGCUCAAAUCAUCAAAUUUCACGAAACUGCAGAUCAAAUGACACAGGGAAUAGAACUGGAUUCGGGUACAGUCCAUGUCGAUGAUUCUCGAUUUUGCCAGGCAGAAGCUGAAGAACAAGCAUGGGAGGUUGCGGAUGAAGAUGAUUCAGAAUUGAUUGAUGAAGAAAUUCCAGCAGAAGAUAUGGGCAUCUGGAUGUCAUCAUCAGUGACCCAUGACUAUGCUGAUAUUUUCGGUUUGACCAAACUGCAGGAAGAAGAAUUAGAGUUGAGAAAAGGUCAAGCUAAUGAUUGUCUAGAAAAUAUUCGCUUGGCUCUUGGCCAGAAGGCUGUCAUCUAUCGUCAACACUUUCGAAGUGCUAAUUCUCCUCAAAAUCGAGAAGUUGGUCAGAAGCUAUCAAAGGAUUGGCUAUGGAAAGACUUGGAGUGA
Messenger RNA from Suillus subalutaceus, 837 nucleotides. RefSeq lists its product as uncharacterized. The record is from RefSeq and is a predicted model, not a curated record. The transcript is spliced from 5 exons. Bases 1 to 837 code for a protein of 278 amino acids. Lineage: Eukaryota; Fungi; Basidiomycota; Agaricomycetes; Boletales; Suillaceae.